Galeopterus variegatus (Sunda flying lemur) is the source of this 1948-nucleotide messenger RNA. It is a transcript of the gene HIRIP3, whose product is annotated as HIRA interacting protein 3. NCBI's taxonomy places the organism in Eukaryota, Metazoa, Chordata, Mammalia, Dermoptera, Cynocephalidae. Gene Ontology annotation, cellular component: nucleus. Bases 22 to 1734 code for a protein of 570 amino acids. The record is from RefSeq and is a predicted model, not a curated record. The transcript has 7 exons.
ACCAAUCCCGGGUGGAGCAAAAUGGCGCGGGAGAACGAAAUGCAGGAGUUCACCCGUUGCUUCUUCCGAGGCUGUCCGGACCUCAGCACCCUCACGCACUCCAUCGUGCGGCGGAGGUUCUUGGCGCACGUGGGCCGCGACCACCUGGAACCCGAGGAGAAGCAGGCGCUGAAGCGGCUGGUGGAGGAGGAGCUGCUGAAGAUGCAGGUGGAUGAAGCCGGUACCAGGGAAGAGAAGAUAGACCUUACCAAGAAGGCGAAGAGGCCUCUCACCCCCUGCAGUGAUCCAGAGACGAAAAGGUUCCGCUUCAAUUCGGAGUCAGAUUCCAGCUCUGUUGCCUCCAGUCCAGAUUGCUGUGAACCCCCAGCAAAGAACGGGAUGGCAGCAGCAGAAGUCAGCCCGGCCAAGGAGGCGAGUCCAAGGCGAUUCUCAAAGAAAGCACUUGACAGCAGCGAUGAAGAACAACAGAGUGACUUGACUGCAAAGAUGGGAUUAGAGAAGGAAAGCAGGGAGGAGGAGGAGGGCGGCGAGGGUUCUGUUAGAACAAGUAAGGUCUGGAAGAAAGAGAGCAGUAAGGAAGAGGAGGAGGGAAAGGAGUACAAGGGCAGGACUAGGAAGAAACCCAUGUCAAAGAACAAGCAAGCAUCAGGCAAGGCCUCAACCAGUAGGAAGCAGGCCAGAGAAGAAAGUAAAGACAGUGAGAAAGAACCUGUCCAGAGAACAGCAAAGAAGGUGGAGGGAAAUAAAGGCACUAAAAGCCACCAGGAAAGUGAAAAAGAGAGUGAGAAUGAGGAAGAGUGGAUCUUAGCCAAGAAGAACGAGAACAGAGAGGAGGAGGAGGAUUGGAAACCCAGGGCCAGGAGCAAUGGAGGGAAAAGUUCAGCUUGUAAGCAGAAAAGCCGGGAAGGAAGGCUAAUGGGAGACCGGGGAGACAGUGGGGAAGAGAAGGAAAAAGAGGCAGCAGGCAGUGGGGACAGCAGUGAAGGAGAUGAAGAGCCCUUAGUGCAGAGGAAGAGCAAGGACAGGACCCAGUGUGAGAGUGGGAGAAGGCAGAGUGGAAGCAGCAAGGAUGGAGAAGAUACCUGCAAGGGGAAACUAACCACUAAAGGCAUUAGAGAGAUAGCCACACUGGGCAGUAUCAAUGGUGAGGAGAGUGACUUGGAGAGGGAGGUGAGUGACAGUGACACAGGAGAGAGCCCCAACGGGGAGAGGAAGAACCGCUCUUCCAAGAAGAGUUCCAAGAAAGGCAGGACACGAAGCUCCUCUUCCUCCUCAGAUGGAAGUCCAGAGCCCAAAGGCGGGAAGGCUGGCUCUGGUCGUCGUGGAGAGGACCACCCAGCUGUGAUGAGGCUAAAGCGCUACAUUCGGGCCUGUGGUGCCCAUCGAAACUACAAGAAACUGCUGGGCUCCUGUCGCUCACACAAGGAGCGCCUGAGUGUCCUCCGGGCAGAGCUAGAAGCCCUGGGCAUGAAGGGUAACCCUUCCUUAGAGAAGUGUCGGGCCCUGAAGGAGCAGCGGGAGGAGGCGGCUGAGGUGGCCUCCUUGGAUGUUGCCAACAUCAUCAGCAGUUCCGGUCGGCCACGAAGACGCACAGCCUGGAACCCCUUAGGAGAAGCAGCCUCUGGGGAGUUAUACUGCCGGACCCUGGACUCAGACGAAGAGAGGCCCCGUCCGGCACCCCCAGACUGGUCACACAUGCGCGGCAUCAUCAGCAGUGACGGCGAGAGUAACUGAGCUCUAGGCCUCCAGGAAGGACCUUUCCACUUUUACAAAGCAUAUAUAGCACUCCCUGCCCUGCAGAGCAGAAGCAGCCUUUUCCAGAGAAGGCUGCCGCCCCGAAGGACAUAAGGUGUUAGGAUGCGACUUCUGUUUCAUGUUCUCUGUUUCAGGUGUUUCCAGGGGUUUAUUUUUUAAGACUCAAUAAAGGUUUAUAAUUACCUCAUCAAAA